UUUACAGGUUGUAAUUGAUGAGUUACAUUUGUUGUUAAGAAUUUCGGACGUAUUAAUUAGAAAUCUAUUAGGAAUUGGUCAGGCGCUAGACUUGAAAGACAUCACUACAAAAAAUAGCACCAGACAUGUCGACAUGAUAUGCAACUUAAUUCAAUCCUGUGGAAUAACGUUCCAUGUAUGGAAGUCUAAAACAAAGAAGGACGAGUUGGAUUGGACAUCAUUACGUGGUAGUGACCGUAAAAAGCUCUUAAACGAACUGCCAGCAAAACUGGUAAAUGUAUUUCCUAAUGAGCUUGGUCGGCAGUUGAUGAAACACUGGCUGGUUAGCAUUAUUUUUAUCAUAACUUAUAUUUUGAAGUAUAAUACAGGAUUUCAAAGUCAUUUAUGAGAUGAUUGGCAUCUCAAAUCCAACUGAUGAUGAAACUCUUACAGUACAGAGCAAAGCCUUACAGUGGAUACAGGACUUCUUAAAGUUCCCAUAUGAUGGUUACAGCAAGUCAAAUGUUACCCCGUACAUGCACGUUAUGGGAUAUCACAUACCUCAUUUAAUGAAAUGCCAUGCAGGUAUCAAACGAUUUAGCGGUCAAGGAGUUGAGAAGAAUAAUGAUUGUGCUAGGAAACAUUUCUUCUCUAGCAACCACCAAGAUGCUGCCAGAGACAUCUUAUUAACAGACAGCCGAGUGGAAGAACUGCAACAUGGCAAAAGAGCAAAGAGGAAAUAUGAAAAGAAAGACACAUCAUACUGGGAACUUGGUAUUAGAGAAAAGAGAAGAAAGAUAGAAUUCGAGCCUGAGCCAGACCUCAAGCCAGACACAUGUUAGAUCUAAUAGGGUGGUCCACUAGUUUUAUUACACAUUAUUAUUUAGCAUGCAUAUAAGUAUAAUAAUUAUGAAUUAUUGUUACAGUAUCAUGUAAAUCAAAAACAAUAUGGCCUAGGCAUGCAGUCAUGACUGAAAUGAUUUGACAAUAGUCAGAGAAAGAGUCUCGUUGAAGCCUCUGGUUCUGGGUGUCUUGUCACAGUAGAAUGACUUUUGAUGGUAUGAUACGUGGCUGUACAUAUAAAUUGGAAA
Messenger RNA from Amphimedon queenslandica, 1070 nucleotides. RefSeq lists its product as uncharacterized. The record is from RefSeq and is a predicted model, not a curated record. Lineage: Eukaryota; Metazoa; Porifera; Demospongiae; Haplosclerida; Niphatidae. The transcript has 4 exons. Bases 390 to 821 code for a protein of 143 amino acids.